AUGGUAGCGCUCGUCCUGGGCGACUCCAUCGCGCCGCCGAGUCUGCCGUCCCCGACACCGGCCACCCGUCAGCCUUUGCCACAUGCGGAGGUUCACCGCUGCUGGCCCUCGGCGUUCCGCUCACCAGCCCUCCGUCGAGCAGCCGCGCCGCACGCGUGGCGACUUGGAGCCCAGCCGUCCCCGGGCUCGCCAACGGCGCCUCCAACAGCGCCGCGCCGGGCACCCUGUUCCGUGGAGAAUCCUCAGACGAGGACGAGCGUGUCGGGAGCGCCCGUGCCCGCAGCCGGCCCGGCUCCUCGCGGCAGUCCGACCGCCUCAGGUGGUGGUGGAGACCAGCAAUUGGCUCGCGGCCGCGGCGGCACGUCGAUGUGA
Molecule: messenger RNA, 372 nt
Organism: Hordeum vulgare subsp. vulgare (domesticated barley)
Lineage: Eukaryota; Viridiplantae; Streptophyta; Magnoliopsida; Poales; Poaceae
Product: cyclin-dependent kinase inhibitor 1C-like
Exons: 1
Coding region: 1-372 (123 amino acids)
Source: RefSeq, a predicted model, not a curated record